AUGAAUUGGUUAACAUUUCAGAUAGUUUCCUCUAAGGAGUUUGUUUUCUUCCGCCCUGUUGUAGUCUUUUUCAUGGCUUUAUAUAUUUAUUGCAGGACGAGGCUUGAAGUUCAGGCUGAUGCAGCAUAUGUCGAUCUUAGAUCUCGCUGUCCAUACUUCUAUGAAUUCGGAUGCAAGUUCGAGCCACUGGUUACAGAUAGAACACUUGGGAUCUUGCUAUCGACUGCGUUUAAGAUCAGAUACAAGGAGGCACUGACAAAAGUAUACACAGCAGCUCAUAUAACAGCUUCCAAGUACUUGUCGUUUUUAACAAAAGAAGAAACAAACUUGUACGAAGCAGCUCACCUGUCAUCGACAGCUUUCAAGAAGUGGAAAACAGGUGGGCGUAGAUUAGAGAGAGCUUCAAUACUCGGAAGAAAACGCAAGGAUUCUAAUUAAUAAGUUCCCUCAAAAACUCUUUAUUCUUAUCCUUGUCCAACAGAGUGAUUGUGUCAUAUAAACAUGUCAAAAUAAUGUUUGUAGACAACAUAUAUUUUGCUUUUGGUUGAAUCAAAUAGUUCAAAUCGUUUUGUAACCAUAUUGAUUUGAUGAUAAACUCAGUUAUGUGCUUCUUUCCGUUUA
This is a messenger RNA of Camelina sativa (false flax), 621 nucleotides long. NCBI's taxonomy places the organism in Eukaryota, Viridiplantae, Streptophyta, Magnoliopsida, Brassicales, Brassicaceae. The record is from RefSeq and is a predicted model, not a curated record.